Acaulospora morrowiae is the source of this 138-nucleotide messenger RNA. The record is from the annotation of a GenBank genome assembly. NCBI's taxonomy places the organism in Eukaryota, Fungi, Glomeromycota, Glomeromycetes, Diversisporales, Acaulosporaceae.
AUGACUUCAAAUGUGAAAGAAGAUUUAAAACCACGAAGAAGGAAAAGGAGAACCGAAAGAAAACAAAAGAUAGAGAAAUCCAAUUCUAAAAAACUUGAAGAAGUACCAAGAAAAUUCAAGGAGAAGAAGAAUAUCUGC